Molecule: messenger RNA, 1123 nt
Organism: Purpureocillium takamizusanense
Lineage: Eukaryota; Fungi; Ascomycota; Sordariomycetes; Hypocreales; Ophiocordycipitaceae
Exons: 1
Coding region: 100-984 (294 amino acids)
Source: RefSeq, a predicted model, not a curated record
ACUAACGCAACGUCCGUCGUCACGACACCCGUGGCCAACUCUUGACUCACGAGAUCGAGUCCCUGGUGAGAGAGCAUAGAACUUUGCGCGAUACAGGCCAUGGCUAUCUUGCCGCAUAAUAAAGGCGAUUUCGUGCCAGUCGUGGCAAGAAGCAGCACGGCGCUUCUCCUCAUUGACAACCAGCUUGGCUUCCGUGAUGCCGCCACGUGGGGUAGCGACGCCUCUACCCCAGGCUAUGACAGCAACAUCGCCGCGAUCCUGGCGACGUUUCGCCGCAUAUUCGACUCAAAACCAGAUGGCGAACGGCCGCUCAUCAUUCACGUUCAGCACAAGUCGGUAUGGACAGAUAGCCCGAUGCACCCGAGCCACGUCGGCCCAUAUGGCACCGGCGGAGAGGAGAAGCGCGGGAUCGACUUUCUCGAGUUUGCGGCGCCGCGACUCUUCCGCAAUGGAAAGCACGAAUUCGUGUACACAUUCGAUGAGCCAACCGGCCCUCCGCCGCCAUCUCAGCAGCCAGUGCCUCCCCGACCGCCGCCAGACGAGAUCAUCAUGACCAAACACGGGCACAGCGUCUUCAUCAACACGCCGCUCGAGAUGCUGCUCAACAAGAGGUGCAUCAAGACGCUCCUCAUUGCGGGGAUGACGACAGAUCUCUCGGUCAGCACGGCGGUGAGGAUGGCUCACAACCUUGCUCUCGUCGGCAAAUGGGGAGGCAAGGGGAAUAUGGAGGACGCCGCCGAGUCAAAACUACAGACGGACGGCGUCGGAAUGUUUGUCAAGACGCCCGCGAGCGCGAAGGAAGGCGAACGGGGCGAGGAUGGCUACCUCGUCUUGAUGCCGCGUAUAGUGCUCAUCGGGGAUGCGACGAGGGCGUUUGGAAAGGCCGGCGUUGAUGGACAAACCGUGCAUAAUGUGCAUGUAGAGAGCUUGAAGGAAUUCUGCGAGGUGAGGGCGACAUCGGAGAUCCUCGGCGGGCUCGAAUGAUGCCCCUCCCUGCACGAAUCGGACCUGGAGCCUGAUGUGAAAGGCGGACAAAGCCUAUCGUGGUUGAUGGUACUCGGUUAGAUGCGCCUGAUCGUGUAAAUUGCGCUGAUGCAUUCCACAUACACCCAUUGAUCUAAAU